Molecule: messenger RNA, 416 nt
Organism: Hyaloscypha bicolor E
Lineage: Eukaryota; Fungi; Ascomycota; Leotiomycetes; Helotiales; Hyaloscyphaceae
Exons: 1
Coding region: 63-281 (72 amino acids)
Source: RefSeq, a predicted model, not a curated record
AGCUGGGUGAGAGCCGGGAGUAUGUCUCAUGCUCCCGGCCAGUGAAAUAGGGAGCUUAGGGCAUGGGACAAAGAAAUAGGUUGGUUACCGGCGAAUCCUGGCGUACUGUUAGUUUGGAGACACGGCUGCGAAAUUUGAGCAAUGCUUGCCUGCAGGUCUUGCAUCCAUCAGCAGUCUUCCUGUGGAAGGCUCCAAUCCGGUUGACGAGGCGGGGACGGCCUGUUGGACUAGGAGCCAUCUGCGGAUGGGGCUCAUAUCCCUGCGUUCUUGGUUGUUAUUGACCCGGCAGUUUGUCGAAGGCUGGGGAGAGGAAGUGGAAUCCGUAGGAACCCUUGAACGAAGCAGCCAGUCCUCGGCCACAUUAUGCGAAGAACAUGGGAGAGAGGAACGAAAGAAAAAUUGACGCGACGAAGUCA